Rhodamnia argentea is the source of this 384-nucleotide messenger RNA. RefSeq lists its product as uncharacterized. Lineage: Eukaryota; Viridiplantae; Streptophyta; Magnoliopsida; Myrtales; Myrtaceae. The record is from RefSeq and is a predicted model, not a curated record. The coding region runs from base 1 to 384 and encodes 127 amino acids. The transcript has a single exon.
AUGUCGCUGCAGCUCCGUCAACCGCCCCCGCCCCUGCUGCCGCCGCCGCAGCCCGUCCUGGUGUACCCCAACACCUUCGCGAGGCCGCCGCCGUCCCAACAGCACUCCCACUCGAGCGGGUCUUUCGGGAAGGUGUUCUUGGUCCUCGCGAUUGUCCUCGCCGUGUCCGCCAUCGCCUGCUUCUUCGGCAGGUUCUGCGGCCGCCGGUCGCGCAGCAGCGACCCGUCCGCAAAACAAAACCGCCAGACUCGUCCCGGAGGGCACGAUGUCGAGUUCGGCGUCAACGGAAGGAAUCGAGGCGCUGCUGACCCAACAGCGGGCAACGUCGGGGGAUCCAAAGCAACUGAGGCUGACAAGGAUAAGGCGGGUUUAGGUGGAGGGUAG